AUGGCCCAGGAAUACAAACUAAAAGAUAUCACCUCUCUAUCAGCCCUCUCCCCCCUCGACAAAAUUGAGGUCGAGGUCGAAGGCAUAGAAGAAGGAAAAGUCCUCCUCGUCAAUGCAAACGAUAAAGUCCACGCCAUCAGUCCGCGCUGCACGCAUUAUGGUGCGCCACUGAAGAAUGGCGUCGUUACGGCCGAGGGCAGGAUUACUUGUCCCUGGCAUGGAGCCUGCUUCAACAUAUCAACUGGCGACGUUGAAGACGCACCCGCUCCCAACGCCCUAAACAAGUACGAGCUCUUCGAGCGAGACGGUGCUGUCUACAUCAAUGCCAAAGAAGAAGAUAUCAAGUCCGGACAGCGGAAUCCCGUCGACAAAUGCAGCGUGGAGAAGCCGGAUGAGAGGGUGGUGGUUGUUGGCGGCGGAAGCGGAACCCUGGGCCUCGUCCAAGCCCUCCGCGAACUCAAAUACCCCGGCCAAAUCACCAUAAUCUCCAAGGAACCCGAUCUGAUCAUCGACCGAACUAAGCUCUCCAAAGCACUCAUCACAGAUCCCGCCAAAAUCCAAUGGCGUCCCCGAGAAUGGUACCACUCAGCCUCCAUCGAGACCUUAACAGAUGAAGUAACAGCCGUGGACUUCCCAACCAAAUCCAUCACUACCGCUUCCGGCAAGAAAAUCACCUACACUAAGCUUGUCCUCGCAACAGGCGGCAUCCCACGCACCCUGCCCCUCCCAGGCUUCAAAGGCGAACUAUCUAACAUCUUCACCCUACGCACAAUCCAAGACGUGCAGGCCAUCCUCGCCGCCGCAAAAGACAAAAAGAACAUCGUCGUAAUCGGCAGUUCCUUCAUAGGAAUGGAAGUCGGCAACGCCCUCUCAAAAGACCACAACGUCACAAUAGUAGGCAUGGAAUCCGCCCCCAUGGAACGAGUAAUGGGCCCCCAAGUCGGCCGCAUCUUCCAAUCCAACCUCGCCAAAAACGGCAUCCAGUUCAAGCUCUCCGCAAGCGUCAGCCACGCCUCCCCAGGCAAAGACUCCUCAUCUGUCGGCUCCGUUCACCUAAAAGACGGCACAGCCCUACCAGCCGACCUCGUCGUCCUAGGCGUCGGCGUCCGCCCAGCAACCGACUACCUUAAACAAAACAAGUCGGUAACCCUUGAAAAAGACGCCUCGGUAGCAACAGACGAGCACUUCGCCGUGAAAGGCCUCGACUCCGUCUACGCCGUCGGCGACAUCGCAACAUACCCGUACCACGGACCCGGUGGCAACGGAUCCCCCGUUCGCAUCGAGCACUGGAACGUAGCGCAGAAUGCUGGGCGGGCUGCUGCGCGCGCGAUAGUCUAUGCGCACCGCGGCAUCAAGGUUGCUCCUAAGCGGUUCAUCCCUGUGUUUUGGUCGGCGCUUGGGGCGCAGCUGCGGUAUUGUGGGUAUGCCGGGUCCUUUGAUGAUGUUGUUUUGCAGGAGAAGGGAGAGGGUAAGUUUGUUGCGUAUUAUACGGAGGGGGAGACGGUUGUUGCUGUUGCUACUAUGGGGGUGGAUCCGGUCAUGGUGCAGAGUGCGGAGUUGAUGAGGGCUGGGCGGAUGUUGGGGAAGAAGGAGGUUGUUGCUGGGGGGAAUGUUUUGGAUGUUAAGAUUGUUUGA
Messenger RNA from Penicillium soppii, 1635 nucleotides. It is a transcript of the gene nfr1, whose product is annotated as putative AIF-like mitochondrial oxidoreductase (Nfrl). The coding region runs from base 1 to 1635 and encodes 544 amino acids. The record is from RefSeq and is a predicted model, not a curated record. Gene Ontology annotation, cellular component: cytoplasm. The transcript has 3 exons. NCBI's taxonomy places the organism in Eukaryota, Fungi, Ascomycota, Eurotiomycetes, Eurotiales, Aspergillaceae. Gene Ontology annotation, molecular function: 2 iron, 2 sulfur cluster binding; flavin adenine dinucleotide binding; oxidoreductase activity, acting on NAD(P)H.